This is a messenger RNA of Microplitis demolitor, 1287 nucleotides long. RefSeq names its product retinal homeobox protein Rx1. The transcript has 5 exons. The record is from RefSeq and is a predicted model, not a curated record. Gene Ontology annotation, biological process: positive regulation of transcription by RNA polymerase II. The coding region runs from base 95 to 949 and encodes 284 amino acids. Lineage: Eukaryota; Metazoa; Arthropoda; Insecta; Hymenoptera; Braconidae. Gene Ontology annotation, molecular function: RNA polymerase II cis-regulatory region sequence-specific DNA binding; DNA-binding transcription factor activity, RNA polymerase II-specific.
UUAAAAAGUACAAAAAUUAUAUGUUGGUGAUUUAAUGUACUACUAGUGAAUUAGUUUAAUUAAAAAAAUAUUAGUUAACUGAUUGAUUGAUGCGAUGGAGUCGCAGCCACUGAUCGAGACUUCGUCGCAAAAUAGCCAAGACAUGGUUUUACCAAAGCCUGCAACGAGUAUUCCGAGACAUAGCAUCGAUUAUAUUUUGAAACGAGCCGGACAAAAAAGGACUCAUCAAGAGAGUGAAGAAAUUUCACUAACAUCGAGGGACACACAAGAAAGCACUGGAGAAAACAGUUGUAAUUCGACGGGCGGUGGAAGUGAUGAAGAACUUGGAACUGGAUGUGAUGAUGCUAAUGGUACAAAUAGUAAAAAGAAACAUCGACGUAAUCGAACGACUUUUACAACUUACCAGUUACACGAACUUGAACGAGCUUUUGAAAAGUCACACUAUCCUGAUGUUUAUUCUCGAGAAGAACUUGCGAUGAAAGUUAGCUUACCAGAAGUUAGAGUUCAGGUAUGGUUUCAAAAUAGAAGAGCCAAGUGGCGUAGACAAGAAAAAAUGGAAGCUGCGAGGCUUGGUAUUACCGACUAUCACCAUCCAUCUGGCAUGCGAAAUGUUGGAGGUUCAGCGUUAGGCCUACCUGGAGAUCCAUGGCUUACACCACCUGGACUACUGACAGCACUUCCUGGAUUUUUAGCAGCACCACACACAGGUUACCCAAGCUAUCUAACGUCUCCGAGACGACUACCAUCACCUCCAAAUGUAUCAGCAAUUGGAAACGCUGUUCCAAGUACAAUGAACGGGGGAAUCCCCGGAAUUAAUACAGUUGGGCAUACACAGCCGUCACCAAGUCCACCAGGUCACGAUCCAAGAACAUCUAGCAUUCAGGCCUUAAGGAUGAGAGCUAAAGAACAUGUUGAGAGUAUCACUAAAAGUUUACAAAUGGCAGGAUGAAAUUACUAUGCUGUUUAUAAUAAAAUACAAGACCAUGUACCUCCAGAUAAAACAAAAGGAUGUCUUUAGAUUAUAUAUUAAUCACCGUAUAUAAAAGUGUCAAAAUAAAGUUAUCUUAUCGUCGCUGUGAACAAAAAUCCCGAAUGAGAGUUGCAAAGAUGUGCAAUAUAUAUAAAAGCGACAAUUACUUAAAACAAAAGACUACUAAAUUUUUUUUAAGCUUCCCGCUUUGAAAAUCAACAAUUUUUGGGAGUUAUUUUUUAAGGAAAUAAUAUCUUUGUAAAGACACAAGUGAGAUUGAAAAAAGACAUUGAGUGAUUUAUAAAAAAAAAUUUUUU